Molecule: messenger RNA, 5640 nt
Organism: Dendronephthya gigantea
Lineage: Eukaryota; Metazoa; Cnidaria; Anthozoa; Malacalcyonacea; Nephtheidae
Exons: 5
Coding region: 1-5640 (1879 amino acids)
Biological process (GO): DNA integration; proteolysis
Molecular function (GO): aspartic-type endopeptidase activity; nucleic acid binding
Source: RefSeq, a predicted model, not a curated record
AUGGAGUCAGAAAAUUUAUCUAUGCUGCCUAUGGACAAAAAGUUUUCGGCAAGGGGUGAGGCAUGUGGGAAACCAGGAUCAAAAGUUCCGUAUUCGAAAGGAGGGUUUAAGAUCAUUGGCCUUCCAAAUGAUAUUCCACUUAGAAAGCCAAACGGCUAUGGUGCUGACCAGAUCAAGAAGAUUAUGGAACAAAAAGAUAGCAUUAUUUUUGAAUUGACAAAAAAUGACGACAGUGAAACUGAGGAAGCAGCAAACGUAGAAACUAGGACCUUACCCAUUACGAAUACCCAAAACAUACGCGAGGCGUUGUCAAAAGUAAUAGACAUGGACAAGGUGGAGGCUGCCAUAGCUGAAACGUGUAUCAUCGAAGAAGAAGAUCUGGAGGAAGUAGACCUCAAAAUAACCGAAACUGAGUUUAAUCUUUUGAAAUCAGUAGGAAAACAGUAUUUCUCAGAAGACGCCCUGAAAUCACUUGUGGCUAACUAUGAAGUUUGUAUUCAACAUGAAGGAGCGGCGAAAGCUUCGUUGACGAGACUGGGUAAAGCAUUGGUGCUCCUACAAGAAAAUGACAGACCAGCAGAGGAGGUAAGAGAAUACCUUACUAAAGUGAAGCAGGCAUUUGACAAUGUAGUCUCGAAACAUGAAGAAUACGCAAAUUUAAUAGUCGAAGAUAAAGACUUCGAAACCGAAGAACAGUGGCUAGAAAACUGUCAAAAUGACUUUCUUAGACUUCACAUUAAAACCAAGUGCUAUAUAGAAAGGGAUGCUAGCAAGAACAGCGAGAGUAUAGUAGAAGAAAACGAGCAAAAUGCGUCAGGAAUGUUAGGAAUGCCAAACCCAGACAGUCCAAGUAAUUCGACCCCUACAAAUCGUGAUACAAACCAGCCAAGUGUAGGUAAUGACAGCAGCAAUGUGAUAGGCACCUCGCAAGCAAAUCCUGUCAAUACUUCUGAGGAAAUACAUGUCAACAACUUGCCAGAAUCGACACAAAACAGUAACACCGUGCAACCCGAAAUAACAAAUGAAACCGGAACUGUUUCUAAUAGCAAUACGAAAUGUAGUUUCCAGAUGGAAAAGCCAAAAUUACCGAAGUUUUCGGGUGUUGUUCGUGAGUACAUGAUAUUUCGCGCAGAUUUCAAACAUGCCAUUGAAUCCCGAUAUACGAAACGAGAUGCUAUCACACUGUUAAGAACUUGUUUAAAGGAAAAGCCACUCGAACUAAUAAAGGGAAUUGGAUCGGAUUACGAUGCUGCAUGGGAAUACCUGGAUUCUAUAAAUGGGGACCCCCGGUUUGUGUCGGAUACCAUAACACAAGACAUAGUAAAGUUUAAAGCGCUAAGUGAGGGCGAAGACGCACGGUUCUGUGACCUAGUUCAUCUAGUUAGACGGUGUUACAAUACGUUGAAAGAAGUGGGAAUCCCCUCUGAUAUGGAUAACAGUCACAUGCUUUCGAUUAUUGAGCAAAAAAUGUGUUCCAAUGACCGUAAAGUGUGGUCACGAGAGCUUGAACGAGAAACAAAACCUGCAACAUUGGCCAACUUAAUAAACUGGAUGACAGUCGAGAUGAAAUCGCGAAUGCGUGCCACGGCUUCAGUACGAAGUAGUUUACCUCAUCGUCGAGCAAUCGGCUAUGCGGGCGGAGAGGUUGAUGCCAACGGUAAAACUCGAUACAAGUGCUGGCUCUGUAAGAACUCAAGCCACUGGCCAGAUCAAUGCGAGAAAUUUGCGGCAAUGAGCGUCGACGAGCGGAUAAAUACAGCUAAAACCAAUCAUCUGUGCUUCAGCUGCUUAAAGAAGGCAGGACGAGACCAUCGACAAGCGAAUUGCACUAGAAGAAAGCAAUGUACAGAACUGGUAAACGGAAAUCAAUGCUCGUUGACUCAUCACCCAUUGUUACACAAGUCCAACCCGGCAAAUAUCGGUGUUGCUUCCCUGUCGGACCAAAACGAGUUGAUGUUGCCAGUGAUCAAUGCAAAGCUCAGCGGAUGUGGCGGAGUGUAUAAGCCCGGAAACGUCUUGUUGGAUUCUGGAGCACAAAUUAGUCUAAUCAGAAGAGAGACUGCGGAUAAUCUACGUUUGAGUGGACAAGAUAUAACCGUGAAUAUUGUGAAAGUCGGAGGUGAAGAGGAAGAGGUUCACACAAAGAUAUAUAAAGUGGGCGUUACUGGAAUUGAAAAUUCAAAAAAGUAUGUGAUUCGAGCUAUCGGAAUCCCCUGCAUCAGCGAAGAAAUUAAAGGUGUUCGAUCAAGCGAGCUAGAAGAGCAGUUCAACUUGGAGAAGAAGAAAGUCAGGCGUGGCAGAGGGCAUGUUGAUCUUCUAAUUGGAAUCGACCACGCAUACAUGCAUACCGACCCGACCAAACAAGUUGAACGUUUGAUCGCUCGGAAAUCUCCGCUGGGUUGGGUGAUUUUUGGAUCGCCACUCCAAGACCUGAAUAAAGUGACAACCUCUGUUCUCCAUGUUAAAUAUGCCAACCCAGUGGAUCUGUCGGAUUUUUGGACAUCUGAAGCGAUGGGUGUACAAGUCCAUCCCUGCGUUUGUGAUGCAAACAAGUUGAAUCAGUUAGAUCGAGAAGAGAAGAGAAUGAUUGAAGAGUCGGCCAGGAAAGUUGAGAACCAAUGGAUGAUUCCAUACCCAUGGAAAAGGGAUCCCAAAGAACUACCGGAUAAUAAAGAACAAGCCGUUAAACGUCUGGAAUCGACAGAACGCAGACUAUUGAAGAACCCCAAAGAAGCUGCCACUUACAACCAGAAAAUGAUCGAGAUGGAAGAAAUGAACUUUGCUAGUAAGCUAACCAAGAAAGAGAUUGAAGACUACAAAGGACCAGUUCACUAUGUUUCACACCAUGCCGUUCUCAGGCCCGAUAGUACAAGCACACCAGUUCGUAUAGUCUUCAAUUCGUCAUCUUCUUAUCAAGGUCACGUACUCAACUACUACUGGCGAAAGGGACCCGAUCUGUUGAAUGAUUUAUUCGGUGUCAUUCUGCGCUUCAGAGAAAAUGAGGUCGCUGUAGCUGCUGAUAUAUCGAAAAUGUAUCAACGAGUGCUCAUCCCGUUGGAAGACAAACACGUGCACAGAUUCCUGUGGAGAAAUUUAGAAACGGACAGACCGCCUGACACUUAUGCAAUGAAUGUAUUAACGUUUGGUGACAAGCCUGCACCAGCCAUGGCUCAAGUCGCGCUGCAAAAGACAGCCGAGGAAGGAAAGAGUAUUAACCCGGAAGCAGCACGUACCAUUAAAUUCAACACCUAUAUGGAUGAAAUUCUUGACUCAGUUAACACGAAAGAAGAAGCCAAGAAACUUACAGGUGAUAUUGACAGCAUCCUUGAGAGGGGCGGAUUCAAAGUGAAAGGAUGGCAAUCGAAUACGGAUUUAGACGACCGUGACACGGAAGCAAGUGAAAUCAAAGUGCCAAAAUGUAAACCAGAAGCAAAAGUACUUGGUGUAUCGUGGGAUAGGUUGAAAGAUGUCCUGAAAUACAAAUUUGAAAUUGAGGCUGUGAAAUUCUGCACAACCGAUCUCACCAAGCGUAAGAUUUUAAGUCAGGUUGCUAGAAUUUACGAUCCCAUCGGUUUUGCCUCACCCUUCCUCGUAAGAGCAAAGAUCAGCCUCCAAAAAUUAUGGGAAGAAGGAGUAGACUGGGAUGACGAGCUGCCUCCAAGCAUUCAAGAGAAAUGGUCAUCGUACUUCAAAGAGAUGGAGCAGCUGAAUGACGUAUCGUUUGAGAGAUGUAUUUGUCCAGGGAAAGUGGUCGAGCCGCCAACGUUAUGUGUAUUUGCCGAUGCAUCGCGAGGUGCAUUUGGGACAUGUGCAUAUCUGAGAAGUGAAAAUUCCACAGGAGAUCAAAAUAGCGCAAUCGUCUUGGCCUGGAUUAAAAAUAAUGGAAAGCGUCUAAAACCAUUUGUAGCAAGUCGAGUUGGAGAAAUUCGAAGCAACGUCAAACCGGCCCAAUGGAAGCACAUCCCAACUGAACAGAACGCUGCCGAUGAUGUAUCCCGUGGAUUAUCUGUUCCUGAUUUGUCGGGACGUUGGUUGAACGGUCCGGAAUUCCUGCGUCGACCAAAGGAAGAAUGGCCGAACGAAGGCAAACAACCUGAUCCCACUGAAGUAGAGCGCGAGUGCAUAAAGAGGAAAGCCGUUAAUGUGGUAACAAAUGAAGUGGCCCAGAUAGGAAAGGUAAUCGAGUGUAAAGAUUAUUCGAAUUGGACGAGACUCGUUCGUGUCACAGCCUGGGUACUGAAAUUCAAGAAUGCGUUCCUGGCGAAGAUAGGACGACCUAGCAAGGAGGAUUCGGUAAAUGAAGAGUCACUAAACCCGAAAGAUCUCGAGAGAAGUCAAACCGUCUGGAUUAAGGAAGCUCAGAAGUGUCUAAAGAAUCGCCUGAAAAGAAACGAUUUCCGAACACUUUCUCCCUUUGAAGAUGAAGAAGGUGUAAUCAGAGUAGGUGGUCGCAUCGACAAUGCACUAGUUUCAUUCGAGACACGACACCCGGCGUUGCUCCCUUAUGACCAUACAGUUUCACGAUUGAUAACCGAAAGGGCUCACCGAAUGGGACACUCCGGUGUUGCGACCACAGCUGCAAAGACAAGAAGACGAUACUGGAUACUCAAAGUACACGACCUGGCGAAGACAAUCAAGUCUAAUUGCGUAGUUUGUAAAGAAGCAAACCCACAAGUUGAGAAUCAGUUGAUGGCAGAUCUACCAUCGUUUCGCGUAGCACCUCAUUCUCCUCCAUUCCACUACGUGUCCUGUGAUUACUUCGGUCCGUUAACAGUCAAAGUUAGUCGUAACAAGACAACAAAGCAUUAUGACGUUAUCUUUACGUGCCUAAAUACGAGAGCUGUGCACUUGGAGAUCGCGACUGAUUGUUCUGCCAUGGAGUUCAUUCAAACACUUCGACGAUUCUUUUCUAUCCGAGGAUAUCCUGCUAUGAUCCUCAGCGAUAAUGGUACGCAGUUUGUCGGAGCGUUGACCGACCUGAAGAAUAUGAUUCAAGGAGCUGACAAGAAAUUAUUAAAAGAGUAUUGUGUUGAUAAAGGUGUACAGUGGAAAUUUAUCACCCCGGCAGCACCCCACCAAAAUGGAACGGCGGAAGCGUUAGUGAAAAGUUGUAAAUUGGCACUUAAGAAAGCUAUCGGUGAACAUGUAUUAACCCCGUUCGAACUGCACACAUGCUUACUCGAAGUAGCGAAUUUGGUAAACCAGCGACCCAUCGGAAGACCACCGAACGAUCCAGACGACGGCGUUUAUCUGUGCCCGAAUGAUAUGUUGCUUGGAAGAUCGUCACCUGAGGUUCCGCAAGGUCCUUUCCAAGAAACGAAGAAUCCGAGAAAGAGAGUUGAAUUCAUCCAAAGAAUCGUAGAUUCGUUUUGGAGACGCUGGACAAGAGACGUGUUCCCACUGUUGGUCCCAAGAAAGAAAUGGAAUUCAGCAAAACGGAACGUACGAAUCGACGAUAUUGUAAUGAUGCAAGAUGGAACAGCAGUACGAGGAAAAUGGAAAAUUGCACGCGUGAUUGAAGUAUUUCCAGGAAAGGACAAGAAGGUGAGAAACGUGAAGGUAAGAACAGCGACAGGAGUGUAUUCCAGACCGGUGCAAAAGAUCGCAGUUAUCCAUCCAGCAGAGGGAGACGAAGAAUGA